Tripterygium wilfordii is the source of this 2534-nucleotide messenger RNA. Its product is annotated as cleavage and polyadenylation specificity factor subunit 3-I. NCBI's taxonomy places the organism in Eukaryota, Viridiplantae, Streptophyta, Magnoliopsida, Celastrales, Celastraceae. Gene Ontology annotation, molecular function: RNA binding; RNA endonuclease activity; 5'-3' exonuclease activity. Gene Ontology annotation, biological process: mRNA 3'-end processing by stem-loop binding and cleavage. The transcript is spliced from 6 exons. The record is from RefSeq and is a predicted model, not a curated record. Gene Ontology annotation, cellular component: mRNA cleavage and polyadenylation specificity factor complex. Bases 160 to 2253 code for a protein of 697 amino acids.
AGCGGCACGACUUGUGGUCUAAUAGACCGAUGCGAUGCCGACUUUUCAGAUGGGCGGGGAAGAAUCUUGAAAUUAGGGUUUUAAGUACUUUGCAUUCUCUCUCUCGCUCGCCAGAAUCGCCAGAAAUCUCGUCCACUUUAGGAAGUUUGUGAGCCGAGAAUGGCUUCAACUGGGCAAUCACAAUCACUCAAAAGACGGGAUCCGCCUGUAACACUUGUAACAAGAGAAGGUGAUCAGCUUAUUAUAACACCUCUUGGUGCUGGCAAUGAAGUCGGUCGGUCCUGCGUGUACAUGUCCUACAAAGGGAAAACCGUACUGUUUGACUGUGGAAUUCAUCCUGCUUACUCUGGUAUGGCUGCAUUGCCGUACUUUGAUGAAAUUGAUCCUUCAACUAUUGACGUCCUUCUCAUCACACACUUUCACUUGGAUCAUGCUGCAUCCCUACCUUAUUUCUUGGAGAAGACCACAUUCAAAGGUCGAGUAUUUAUGACCCAUGCAACAAAGGCUAUAUACAAGUUGCUUUUGACGGAUUAUGUAAAAGUGAGCAAGGUUUCGGUUGAAGAUAUGCUGUUUGAUGAGCAAGACAUCAACCGCUCUAUGGAAAAAAUUGAGGUAAUUGAUUUUCAUCAAACAUUGGAGGUAAACGGGAUUAAAUUUUGGUGUUAUACUGCUGGCCAUGUCCUUGGUGCUGCCAUGUUCAUGGUUGACAUUGCUGGUGUGCGGGUACUCUAUACUGGGGACUAUUCCCGUGAAGAAGACCGACAUCUUCGUGCUGCGGAGCUUCCUCAAUUCUCCCCUGACAUCUGCAUAAUCGAAUCUACAUAUGGUGUCCAGCUCCAUCAACCUCGGCAUAUCCGGGAGAAGCGAUUCACUGAUGUUAUCCACUCAACCAUCUCUCAAGGGGGUCGUGUCUUAAUCCCAGCAUUCGCCCUUGGCCGUGCCCAAGAACUCCUCCUGAUCCUCGAUGAGUAUUGGGCAAACCAUCCUGAGCUCCAUAAUAUUCCAAUAUAUUAUGCUUCUCCGCUGGCGAAGAAAUGUAUGACUGUUUAUCAGACAUACAUCCUUUCCAUGAAUGAGAGGAUACGUAAUCAGUUUGCGAACUCAAAUCCCUUCAAAUUCAAGCACAUAUCUCCAUUGAAUAGCAUUGAAGAUUUUAGUGAUGUAGGCCCAUCAGUGGUGAUGGCAACUCCUGGUGGGAUUCAAAGUGGUUUGUCUCGGCAACUCUUUGACAUGUGGUGUUCUGAUAAGAAAAAUGCUUGUGUAAUACCUGGAUAUGUUGUUGAAGGAACAUUGGCAAAGACAAUCAUCAAUGAACCAAAGGAAGUCACGCUCAUGAAUGGGCUAACUGCAGCUCUCAACAUGCAAGUUCACUAUAUCUCCUUCUCUGCCCAUGCUGACUACGCUCAGACAAGUACAUUCCUGAAAGAACUCAUGCCACCCAACAUAAUUCUUGUUCAUGGAGAAGCAAAUCAGAUGGGAAGGCUAAAACAGAAGCUGCUCUCCGAGUUUGUUGACAGCAACACCAAAAUCUUAACCCCAAAGAAUUGUCAAUCUGUUGAGAUGUACUUCAACUCUGAGAAAAUGGCAAAGGCCAUUGGGAAACUGGCCGAAAAGACGCCGGAAGUUGGUGAAAAUGUCAGUGGCAUACUAGUGAAGAAAGGCUUUACUUACCAAAUAAUGGCUCCGGAUGAUCUUCAUGUCUUCUCACAGUUGUCAACUGCACAUAUUUUUCAGAGGAUAACUAUACCUUAUUCUGGCGCCUUUGGUGUGAUAAAACAUCGGCUUGAGCAGAUAUAUGAAAGCGUUGAGUCUUCUGUGGACGAGGAGUCCGGGGUUCCAACCUUGCGAGUACAUGAUCAAGUUACAGUUAAACAGGAUUCUGAGAAGCAUGUUUCACUGCAUUGGAGUUCAGAUCCUAUUAGCAACAUGGUUUCAGACUCAGUUGUAGCUCUAGUUCUGAACAUCAGUCGAGAAGUACCUAAAGUUGUGGUCGAAUCUGAGGCCGUAAAGUCAGAGGAAGAGAAUGAGAGGAAGGCAGAGAAGGUAAUCCAUGUACUUCUCCUUUCACUUUUUGGAGACGUGAAGCUAGGGGAAGAUGGGAGGCUGGUGAUUAAUGUUGAUGGGAAUGCAGCAUACCUUGACAAAAAGAGUGGUGAUGUUGAGAGUGAGAAUGAAGGUCUGAAGGAAAGGGUGAGGACAGCGUUUAUGCGGAUUCAAAAUGCUGUGAAGCCGAUACCUCUCUCUUCAUCGUAGCUUGUCUCGUUCUUAUUCCAUAGUCGAAUCUGUAGUCUUUUAAGUCGAAUCUGUAUAUCGUAAACUGGUUAUUUGGACUCUUAAUUAGUUUUUUGCGUAUGUGGUUAAUUCUGAUCAAGGUCACAAAUACAGCAUUACUUGUUUUUCUACAAUGCAUGGAGAACAGAAGAGGGGAUUAUUUGACUUCUUGCGAAGCUUUUUGUAAGCUUGUGCAUUUCUUUUGAAAUUUGUCUGUGGAUUGCUGUAGAGACAGUUUUAUAAAAGAAAGUUUGUGCAUGGUG